GUUUAUAAAAAUGAUGACAUGCCACUGCAAGCCACAGAUGGGACACUGACUGCGGACUGAUAGGAACACCACCAGGAGAAGAUCAGCACCAUCACCUCAUCAUGGGUAACUGUUGGCAGUCUCUGGGCCCCCAGAAGAACACCAAUAUACGUUUGAGUCUGCCAGCCGUCUGCUUUGUCUGGCAGAUUGCUAUGAUCAUCCUGUUUGGGGUUUUCAUCCGCUAUGACAAGGAAUCGGACGCACACUGGGCAGAGCACAAGAAGGCUGAGAACCUCACAGAUAUUGAUAAUGAAUUCUACUUCAGAUAUCCCAGCUUCCAGGAUGUCCAUGUCAUGAUCUUUGUUGGAUUUGGUUUCCUCAUGACCUUUCUGAAACGCUACAGCUACAGCGGCGUGGGCUUUAACUUCCUGAUCGCCUCCUUCGGCCUGCAGUGGGCUCUUCUCAUGCAGGGCUGGUUCCACUCCCUUGAUCUGACCACCGGAAAAAUCUACAUCGGGGUUGAGAACCUCAUCAAUGCAGACUUCUGCUGCGCUGCCUCUUUGAUCGCCUUCGGUGCCCUGCUGGGUAAAGUUAGCCCCGUCCAGCUCAUGGUUGUCACCUUAUUUGGUGUCACCCUGUUUGCUGUGGAAGAACACAUCAUCCUACAUUUCCUUCAUUGCAAAGAUGCUGGUGGAUCCAUGGUCAUCCACUGCUUCGGAGGUUAUUAUGGACUGGCCAUCUCCUGGGUGCUCUACCGACCAAACUUACACCAAAGUAAACGCCUCCAAGGGUCAAACUACCACUCAGAUCUGUUUGCAAUGAUUGGUACACUGUUCCUGUGGAUGUUCUGGCCAAGUUUCAACUCAGCCAUCACGGACCACGGCGACGGGCAGCACAGAGCAGUGAUCAACACCUACCUGGCCCUGGCCUCCUCCGUUCUCACUGCUUAUGCCAUGUCCAGCAUGUUUCAGAAAAGAGGAAAAUUGGAUAUGGUGCAUAUCCAGAAUGCCUCUCUGGCAGGUGCUGUGGCAAUGGGAACGGCAGCAGAGUUCAUGAUCUCUCCGUACGGGUCGCUCAUUGUGGGCUUCUUCAUGGGCAUCAUCUCCACCUUCGGCUAUUUGUUUGUCACACCCUUUUUGGAGAGAUCUCUUAAACUCCAGGACACAUGUGGUGUUCACAAUCUACAUGCAGUCCCAGGGAUGCUUGGUGGUUUCAUAGGGGCUAUUGUUGCUGCAACAGCUACUGAGGAAGUCUACAGUAAAGAAGGGCUCAUACAAGUAUUUGAUAAGGAGGGCAAAUAUGCAGACAGAUCAAUGGGAACGCAGGGAGGCUAUCAAGCUGCUGGAACAUGUGUGUCAAUCGCAUUUGGACUUAUUGGAGGAGCCAUUGUUGGGUUAAUCCUGAAGAUUCCUAUCUGGGGUGACACUGCUGAUGACCAUUGCUUCAAUGAUGAGGCUUACUGGGAGCUUCCUGAGGAAGAAGAGGAGACCCUUUCUCCUGUUUUGGAGUACAACAACCACAUGAGUCACAAAGGCCAAGACAUAACUGAGUCCAGCUUUACUGUGGAGCAGUUUUAGAGUCAAGCUGUUGGCCACCGGACCCUAAAUUUGGAUUUGAAUAUAAUGCAGCUGUUCAGCAACAUUAAUUUGUGAAGGUUACAAUACAAGUGUCAGGAUCUUAUUAUGGGAAACAAAAAUAUUAAGUAUCCUUUCAUUGAGGAAGAAAUGCCACAAAUUGGUGUUGUGACAAUGACUCUUAAUUCAGCCUAGAUUAUGUGAAGUUGGGUGUGUUUAUGUUCUAUAAGCUAUAAGUAUUUCAGUCUAAUGUAAUUCCUGCUCUAUAUUCCUUAUUUAAUGCCAUUUAACUUGUUAAUUUCACUCAGUGAAAACCUCUUUCAGCUGAAAAAUCUAUUAAGAUUGGUUAUUUUGUUUAAUGCGGGUAAACAGAAGGUGAUCAAGAUCGAAAAGUGUUUGUGCCGUCAAAUAUGACAGGUUUAUCACUCGCUGUUUGUUUGCAACAUAACUAAUUCUUACAGAGUAACUAUGACACAACCUCCUGCAGUUUCAUUGCUGCACUGUUGACUGUUAUCUCCAGUAGCCAAAGAAAGUGCAUCACCAGUAAAACUCACAUUUCCAAACAUCUGUAGCAAAGGUAUGCUGCUUAGAUGACUGGCUCUCAAGAACAGGAUUGUCCUAAGAUAUCUAUGAACAAAAAUGUGACUAAUUUCUGACAGCUACUGUUUAAAUAUUUACAUGAAGUUACUAAACCCGUUUAUAAAAGUUUAUGAGACAGCAAUGGUUCAAAACUGUGUGUUUGACUGGAAAAUAAAAAGUUUACUCAGUGAAACCUCAUCACCAAUACACCUCAGAGGCAUAUAAAAUAAUAUGCCAAACAUAUAUUCAUGCAUUAUACAGUUACAGUUUCAGAGGUUAUUUCUCCUGUUGAUGUAUUAUAGUUCCAGAUUUAAAAAAAUGAAAUUGUAAUUACCUUUAAUAAAAACAGAAAUACAAACAUGUGAAA
Molecule: messenger RNA, 2499 nt
Organism: Girardinichthys multiradiatus
Lineage: Eukaryota; Metazoa; Chordata; Actinopteri; Cyprinodontiformes; Goodeidae
Gene: rhcga
Product: Rh family, C glycoprotein a
Exons: 11
Coding region: 102-1556 (484 amino acids)
Biological process (GO): ammonium transmembrane transport; ammonium homeostasis
Cellular component (GO): plasma membrane
Molecular function (GO): ammonium channel activity
Source: RefSeq, a predicted model, not a curated record